GGAGAGUGGAGAAGCCUCGCUACCCUGCUUCCUGUCUCUCUUCAUUUUAAGAACAUCUCUGCAGCAGUAAGCAAGCCCUCUCCCCACAGGGCUCCUAGUUGCAAAGCCCCACGCCCUCACAUCUGUUCAAGGAACAAGAGGAAGAAAGACAGGCUUGGAGGUUCAGGCCUCUGAUGAUUCAGGCCCUCGCCUGCCUCAGCAAGGCCACAAUGCCCGCAGGAGUCUCUUCCGGGCUCCUCUUCCUGGUGCUGCACCUGGCACUCUGCCCAGUGGUCACUCAGGGAAAGGAAGUGGUGCUGGGCAAAGAAGGGGGCACCGUGGAGCUGCCCUGCACAGUGUCCCAGAGGAGGAGCGUGCCCUUCAGCUGGAAAUUUCGCAACGAUACCAAGAUUCUGGCCCAACAGAACUCCUACCUGAUUCGAGGGAAAACCCACCUGCAUAACCGCAUUGACUCCAAGAGCAGUCAGUGGGAUAAAGGGUCCUUUCCCCUGAUCAUCCGGAAGCUGGAGGUGAAAGACUCAGAGUUCUACAUCUGCGAAGUGGAUAACAAGAAGAUGCCAGUGGAGCUGCAGGUGUUCAGACUGACUGCCAGCUCAGGCACUCGCCUGGUGCAGGGGCAGACUUUGAGCCUGGCCGUGGAGGGGCCCCGGGACAGCAAGCCGUCAGUACGGUUCACCAGCCCAAGGGGUGAACCUAUCGAAGGGAAGAUGAACAUCUUAGUGCCUGAUAUGAAGGUCCAGGACAGCGGCACCUGGAAAUGCACCGUCUCCCAGGACAAUAAGCAGCUCCAGCUGGACAUCCACAUCUUGGUGCUAAGUUUUCAGAUGGGGAAGACACCCAGCACCUUCUACAACAAAGAGGGGGAGUCGCUGGAGCUGUCCUUCCCGCUGACCUUCGACAAUGAAAACCUGCUGUUCCAUGGGGAGCUGAGCUGGCAGGCAGACAGGGCUUCUUCCUCUCAGUCCUGGAUCACCUUCUCCGUGGAGAACAAGAAGGUGACCAUAGUAAACGUCGCCCAGGACCCCAAGCUCCAGAUGGCGGAGAAAACCCCUCUGUGCCUCACCCUGUCCCCAGUCUUGCUCCAGCACGCUGGCUCCGGAAACCUGACUCUGACCCUGGACAGAGGCCAGAGGCUGCACCAAGAAGUGAACCUGGUGGUGAUGCGGGUGACGCAGAACCAGAGCUCUCUGGUCUGUGAGGUGCUGGGACCCACCUCCCCCACGCUGGUGCUGAGUUGGAAGCUGAAGGACAAGAAGCCUCAGGUCUCGAAGCAAGAGAAACAGGUUCAGGUGUUGCUUGCUGAGGCAGGGACAUGGCAGUGUCUCCUGAGUGAUGGGGACCAGGUCCUUCUGGAGUCCAAGGUCGACGCUGUGUUCACAGGGCUGCACCAGGACCAGUCGAUGUUCCUGGCUAUAGUGCUGGGGGGCACCCUGGGCUUUCUGUUCCUCACCGGGCUCUGCAUCUUCUGUUGUGUCCGAUGCCGGCACCAACGGCGCCAGGCAGCGAGGAUGUCUCAGAUCAAGCGGCUCCUCAGUGAGAAGAAGACCUGCCAGUGCUCCCACCGGCUGAAGACUCGCAACGUCACUUGAGGCCUUGAGGCGUCCCCAGCCGUCCACCGUGUCUCCUGUCAGGCGCGGACCAGAUGAAUGUAGCAGAUCCCAGGGCUCUGGCCUCCUCCUUUCCCCGGCUCCGCCACUUGCCAUUGUUUCUCCUCCUCUGCUCCCAGCCAGACUGGGCUCUUAAGCACACUGUUCCUUCUCCAGAAGCUCAAAGGCACUGUUCAUGCUCUGCAAACCCCAGCCCGCUCAGGUCUCCUGAGCCCCUCCCCAGCAGCCACACAGUGAGUAGGACCUGCCAGCCUGGAAACACAGCAGGUGCCUGUCAGCUUGCAGGACAGGAUCCUGUGACCAGAGAGCAGGAACUCGCUGAGGACCACACAGCCUGUCAAGGACAGAAGCAGAUCCACAGGCCCUGAAGCCAGCCCCCUCUACCCCGGACUGCCUGCCCCUCAGCCUGUGUUGGCAGGACCACCUCACAUCCUGACCGGCACACAAACAGGCCUCCAUGGACACAUACCCAUGUACACGGCCACACACUUGCCCUUGUGCACAAUUUCUUAUCACCCAGGCAGCGUAUCUCAAUUUAUAAACCGGUGCACAUCCUC
Molecule: messenger RNA, 2164 nt
Organism: Chinchilla lanigera (long-tailed chinchilla)
Lineage: Eukaryota; Metazoa; Chordata; Mammalia; Rodentia; Chinchillidae
Gene: Cd4
Product: CD4 molecule
Exons: 10
Coding region: 174-1589 (471 amino acids)
Biological process (GO): immune response; cell adhesion; interleukin-15-mediated signaling pathway
Cellular component (GO): external side of plasma membrane; membrane raft
Molecular function (GO): coreceptor activity; MHC class II protein binding; protein tyrosine kinase binding
Source: RefSeq, a predicted model, not a curated record